Molecule: messenger RNA, 657 nt
Organism: Nicotiana tabacum (common tobacco)
Lineage: Eukaryota; Viridiplantae; Streptophyta; Magnoliopsida; Solanales; Solanaceae
Source: RefSeq, a predicted model, not a curated record
AUGUCGUUUUACCCGUGCUUCUUUGAUCCUUUCACCGCGGCUAAGACUGCAACUUUUGAGCGAUUGUUUGAGGAUGUUAGGGGCAAAGGAGGCGACAAGAAGCUGUACAGGUUAGCCAAGAGUUGGGAGAGGAAGGCUCGGGACCUGGACCAAAUGCAGUGCAUUAAAGACGGAGAUGGUAAGGGAGGGGACAAGGAUAUCGUGCUAGGUGAGUUGGAAAACUCUGGGAGCCAGAGAGAUUUUGGGUAUUUUAGGCGUAUUAGGAGCGACGAGGUUGUAGGGACAAUGCAGAAGAUGAGCAGGGAUAAGGCAACUAGGUUUGAUGAGAUUCCAGUGGAAUAUUGGAAGGAAGAGUAUCAAGUUGCUGAGUCAUACUAUGAAAGUUUGGGAGAGGGUGGUGGAGAGGAGGAUGCGAUGAGUGGAAGGAAGAUUGGUACUCAAGUCAUCCCCAAAAGAGAUAGUUUCAAGUAUCUUGGGGCCAUUAUUCAAGGUAAUGGGGAGAUUGAUGAGGAUGUUACUAAUCGUAUUGGAGCAGGGUGGAUGAGAUGGAGGCUCAGCUCAGGGUUUCUAUGUGAUAAAACUGUACCACCUGGACUUAAGGGCAAGUUCUACAAAGUGGUGGUUAGAUCAACUAUGUUGUAUGUGGCUGAGUGCUAG